UCAACAGCAAAAAUUUCACCACUCGAAGUAAUAACCAGAUCUAGUUUCAACAUGAACGGUCGCAGAAAUGGAACGUCAAUGCGAAAUGCGUCCAAAUUCACCACUUCAAGCAGGAAAUCGGUCAUUCAGGGUACAAAAAAUUUCGUCUGGGAUCGGGAAGAUCUCUCAUCCAACUUGCCGUACAGGAACCGCAACUACGAGAUCCCUUUCAAUCGACCACCGAACGAAAUCAACUUUCUGGGCGGAUUGGGCAGCAAGAAACCCCACUACCGUUCCAAGGUUCACCCGCAGAGAUUUUCCACCGUUCAGAAGCUGAUGAGGAUGCGAACAUCCAAUCGAGUACUGGAGACACUGACGGAGGAUUUACGCCAGGUGAACUUGUGUCGCCGUGGCAACGAAACUUGGUCGAAGGACAGAAACAUAGAAGCUUUCAUCAAAAAGAUGACCGAUGAGUUGCAGUUGGCCGGUAAUAUCGAGAAAUCAACGCCCUCGGAACAAUCGGAGGCGCAAUGUCAGGUGAAUAGUAAAACGAACUUGUCCGAUAAUGAUUACAAGGUGAUGAUCAAGAAGUUGGAUAAGAUGCUAUUGGAUGAACAUCGUCCGAGUGCUGCACAGGGAUCUUCCUUUAGAGAUUGGGCUACACGAGAAAGGCAUUAUUUUAAGAACAAAAGUAAUUUCGACACUAUCAAGCGUGAGAAGGAUAUGAUGGAGUCGGAGUUGGGUUCGUCGGUGGACACUAAACCACAUGACUACAUUUCCAAUGAAGGAAAACGGAUGACGAAGUUACGCAAAACAACAAAGAUUCCACACGUUGAAGGUCACAUGUAUGGACCAUUCACGAAACUACCACGCUUGGAUCCGCUUCUAGAGAGCGAGACUAAAUUUGGAAUUCCGUUGAGCCUACUGGUGAGAUCCUAUCGCGAAAUGGACUCCGUGAAGGAAGGGGAACGAAACCUCAUCAACACUAGACUGGCCCACAUGAGAAUCCCUCUUUGCCCCAAGAGCAGUGACGAAUCAUCGGAUGGCGAAGAUAAGAUGGAGGAAGUCAAAAUACUUUCGUUCCUAAGAACACCGUAUUUUCGUAUACCCACCGUCAAAACUCAACGAAAGCGACGGAAAGAUCGCCUCCGAAGCCGUUGGUUGAAGAAAGAUCGUCUGAAACGAAUCACAAUGUUGCUGUACGAUCGGUCUGAGGAAAAUUUAAAGAUGAAGAAAUUAGACCGCCGAUCGGACUUGGAAAGCGGUAGAUCACCGAAAGAGACUAAUAAAUCUCCUCUCAAGCAACCGGAUGGUCAGCCGGAAAUAUCGGAGAAACGGAAACGCUACCACGAGUUCAUUCAGGAAAAAUCCCUCGAGUAUCGCCGACUGUACGAUGAGUGUUUGCAGAAAAAACUAACGAGCUUCCAAGAUUUCAAGCAACUGGAACCUACUGUGGAUGAUUCAGACAACGCCAGAUCAAGGUCGAGAUUGCGCCAGCUUAAGGUACCGGAAGAACCUAAGGAUGCUCCGGAAAGGGCAGAACUCAAGCUUCCGUUCAAUCGAUUUAAAAGUUUGUCCAGAAGCGAUGGAUUGCUCGGAGCAUUCUACAUCGAUCCGGAUUUUCAGGAUAAGGCAAAGGAUUUGAAGAGAUAUAAGACAACCUCUAAAUAUUAUACGAGUCUGAUGCGUGAGCGUACUAAUGUACGCGAUCGAUUACAGGUCAAUGCGCCGGACUUCGAAGAAGAGCAACUUGGUUUCAAGACUAAAUUUUUCAACCGACUGGCUACCGAAUGGGACAAUUACUACAUUCACGAGCUUCGCUACCGACCCCGGGUGCGAAAGUUUUGCCCCAAAACGGACAUUCUGAAUAUGCGAGAUCAGCGACGCAAAACCUUCCUACAGUACUACAUAGCAGAGAAUCUGCUGAAAAUUCGCGAGAGACAGCGGUUGGAGGAGAAGUUUGCCAAUUGGAUCAAAGAUUUCUGCAAUGAGGCAAAACCACUGUUCAAGGUUUGGAAAGACGAUGCGUACGAUAAAGUUCUGGAUGUGUCCGAGCGAGCAAAGGAAGCUCAACAGGAAACCAAACGACUGAAAAAUAUACUGAAAGAUAGGCAGAACAAGGUUGAUGUUUUGACGGAAAAGAUUCUUCUGUUGGAGAAACGAUGGACAAGCAUUAUGCACAUCAGAAACUAUUACUAUUUACUUAUGGAUCCUCAAUGGAGACUUGAAAACGAUCAUCUACACAGAGACCCAGAUGGAUCCCUAAGCUCAGUUUCAGCUAGUGUCGAAAACUGCAAAUCGCUCUUCAUCCGCACUGGAGGACCAAAUAUCGGAACAGAGAUAGCGGCCUUCUAUACGGAACGGAUCUUUCCGCAGUUGGAGAAACAGCCCAACUGUACGCCGGAACUGGAGUUGCUGAUGAAAGGCCUGGGCCAAAUCAACCAUCGCACGAUUGAAUUGAUUCAGAAAUACAAUCAAAAACUGAUGAUUUUCAGCCAGAUUGACUACAACUACAAGGCAGUGCUGGAUGAGUUUCCCAGAUAUUUCAGCAAUCACAACUACAUGCUGGAAUUGUAUAGUAAGAAGAUUGCAACGAUACAACGGAAGAAUGAUUCUAUGAAGGAACAGAUGAACCAGUUGCUUGGGAAUCCACUGAAGAAAUGUGUUAGCAACAAAACUAUGAGAGUUACAUCGACCAUAUUGGGACAAUUAUACGAUUUUUUCCGCAAAUCGAAGAAUCUCGGUAAAGAAAUUGUUGAGAUCAGCAAUAUGGAAAAAUUGUCUACCAUUCAUCAGUUUAUCAUGGAUCUCUUAGCCAAUCUCGACAAACUUCCGCUGGAUAUUUUAAAAGAGUCUGAGUUGGAAGCUCGAAAAAAUAGAAAAUUGGAACUCCGACAAGCCAACGAUGCAUUCAAAAGAAAGGAAGUUUUCGAUCUGCUUCGCAAACAGUUGAGAUUGCACGUAAAGAAGUAACAUUAUCUAUAAAGUAUAUAAAAACAGAAAAUAAAUCCAU
Molecule: messenger RNA, 2992 nt
Organism: Topomyia yanbarensis
Lineage: Eukaryota; Metazoa; Arthropoda; Insecta; Diptera; Culicidae
Exons: 7
Coding region: 52-2952 (966 amino acids)
Source: RefSeq, a predicted model, not a curated record